This is a messenger RNA of Capsicum annuum, 1123 nucleotides long. RefSeq lists its product as uncharacterized. Lineage: Eukaryota; Viridiplantae; Streptophyta; Magnoliopsida; Solanales; Solanaceae. The transcript has 2 exons. Bases 309 to 815 code for a protein of 168 amino acids. The record is from RefSeq and is a predicted model, not a curated record.
ACGAACCAAACUUUCAUAUACAUAUAAAACUUCAUACUUCUGCGCACAAAGUUAUUUUAAAGUGCUAAAAUUGCAAAACUUUUAUAACUUAGGCUGUAUCUUAAAAAAAGGGGCUAUCUGUGCAAUUCCCCGGAACUGGAUCUCCUCUUUAUGGGCUGGAUAAGUGGAUAUGGUUGCAUCGACGAUCCGACCCGUAAAUUUUCCGGGUCAAAUAAUUAGGUACCCAAAACUUCUGAUAUCACCAUGCACAAUAUCUAAAACGGAAAUUACACAGAAUAGCCAAAAAAAUCCAAAAUUUACUUACAGUAAUGGGGCUCUCAGCUUCAAAGCGAGUUAGCAACUCACUCAAAAACUCAUCCGAGUUCAACUCAGCAUGCGACUCAGUCUACAACAAUUGUCUCUCCCUGUCACAACACGCUUUCCCCGGAGUAAAACCCUACCAGCUCUUCUCCGCCGUAGAAAACCUCCACGCGCUUCUCUAUCCCUCCGUCCCUCUAAUUACGAAUUGGGUCAAAUCUCCUCCGACCCGAUUACAAAUCGAUAAGGCCUGGAAAAUCGUGUCCACGCGCCGGUCCGGAGGGAAGGAAGGGGAAUAUGUGCUUGGGGAGAAUGAGUUUAAGGAGUUUGCGGUGGAGGUGUUUGCGGAUGCUGUAGUUGACUGUGCAGAGAAAGAGAUGCUGAAGCGGAUUCCGGUUGGUGUUUUGGGGAUUGCUGGUGUUGGUGUGGUGGUGAAGCCUGGGAAAGAGUUGAUUGCGGCGGCGAUUGCUGCUUACGCGCUUGGUGUUGCGACGUCCGUAUACGUCAACUUGGCUUGAACAUACCUGCUGAGAAAUGUGGGGCAUCCACCAGUGACCCACGUUUUUAGAGAGCAAAAUUAUGUUGCAGACUGUCUAGCUAAAGAAAGACCGGCAAGGAAGCUUUUUGGCACGACAAAAUUUUUAACAGUUCCCCCGGUGUAUGCACAAAAACAUCCGUGGGCAGACAUUCUAGGAACUGAGUUUACUAGGAAAGUCAAUCAAUGUGCUAAUUAUCAGAAUGCUGAUACUCAUAUUUUUGUACCUGACUAACAAGUCAGCAAUUUGUAACAAACUCCACUUUGAGUUUCUAAUAUAUCGCCUCGUUA